CGCCAGCCGCCGAGGGGCGAUGUUGUUACGGCCCCAUACACAAUACAUUGUUUAUUUACAAUAAAUCAUUACAGUGACCAGGAAAACAACGCUACGCACUUACAAACCAUAUCGUAUGGCUGACGAGGCGACUUCGGACUGCUUGUUCGAGCGGCUCCGUCUGCACCAGCAGCGAGCCCCAGACUCCACUGAGGUGGCCAGGGCUAUCACAGCUAGGAUUAAUUCCAGACUAACUUCUCACGAUAAACAUGUCCGACAAUGUACUCUCGAAAAGUUAUGGAACAAGCAGACGGGAGCCAUACAAAUGCUUUUAUCGAUUUUGGAGACUUCUAGGGAUAUGGCGACAACAACUUACAUAUCUUCGAUAUUGAGAGAAGCAUUAUGUUUGAAGCAAGGAAAGGGAAAGAAAUGUUCAGUUAUCAAUGAUACAUCAGGUUCAAAGAAGAAAGAAUGUAAAAAGACAGGAAAAGAAAACGUCCCGCCACUUAGUAAAAAGGCCAACAAUACGAUGCGGCUUCAGUGCGCACAGGAUUUUAUAUCGAUGAAGGGAACACAAACAAUUAUUAGAAGAGUUAUAUCGGCCGUGCAUGAUAAGCGUGAGCGACAUGCUGGUACAGAGCUAGUAAUACAAGACCUCGUAUGGAUACUAGCUCCUCUGAGUAGCCGAGAUACAAAAUUCGCAAUGAAAGUAAGGAUGUUAGGCUGCGUCAGAACUAUGCAUCUUAUUUUAAAAGGACACUUCACCGACAAUAAACUGAUAUUUCCUCUCCUAGUUAUUAUGAAACAACUCGCAAAAAAUCCUGUAACAACAUCUAUUUUAAUUCGAGACGGCGCGAUCACGACAUAUGAGCGGGUGCUUGUUAGUCUCGGCUUCAUACCGACCGCCAGACUGCGCCUGUGUCUAGACGCUAUUGAUUACUUCAGUAAAAACAAGGUAUGCUGCAUGCAGAUCGUGAAGACAGGUCUGUGUAGCGUGCUUCUCCGUGUCUUCGAUCGUUGGGAUCGCUACGAGGGACGCAUGCGGCUUAAGAUCUGUGCACAUAUACUGCAAACACUACAGCACUUGUGUAAUAUCAAAGCGGGUCGCAGAUCCCUCUGUACCAAGAAACAUGUACAGACCCUACACAGAUUUUGCUCCCAGUGUCCAGAUGAGCCAGAAUUUGAUGGACUCUUAGCGAGAGUUUGUUCCGUUAUCACGCUUUGUCUUAGACAUCAAGCACUUCCAGUUCCUGUUACAAGCCCAGCUUCUUUCAACCUCAAUCCUAUUCUGAAAGGAACGAAUACUUCAUGGCCAUGUCAUGAUGAUGAGGAAGAAGCGGCAAAUUCAGAUUCUAAGACAAUAAAUUCAGAUUUAGAUGAAGAUGGCCCUGACAUAGAUAUAGAAGGUAUUGACGAGUUUCCAGAUGUUGAAUAUGAUGAAAACGAUGAAAAAGUCAAGGGAGAAAAUGAAGAUGCUAAAAAUCAAAUGAAAAGUGCGGAUAGUUUGCAAAGUGCGUUAUGGAUUAACUCUAAUGAGAGAGACAUAGAAGACUUAAAAAAAUACUUUAUAUUUUUCAAAGAAUUUGGUUCCUAUAAUAGACAAGUGAAACUAGUAAAGAGCCGCUCGAAUUCACGAGGAUCAAUACUAGAAGACUUUUUGGUGACACAAGCUGCCAAUAAAAAUGUUCCAUCUUCUAUAAAUUUGUCGUUUACAACGAAUUUAGGGAGUGUGGAAUACGAUAUGAUGGGCUCGUCGCAGACACCUGUGCUGCCAGCUUACCACCGGAUACAUGAGAGCUCGUCAACCACAUCGUGUUCCUCAUUAAAAAUCCACAAAGAUAUAUCUAGGUAUACGUCAUUUCCGUCAGUAUAUUGUACAAUAGCGUCCCGCGUGAAGAGUAUCAUUCCGUUUGUGAAGGUCGCGUAUCCCGAUAUGAUGGGCGGACAGGGAUAUAACCAACCGGAGCCUUUGAACAAAAUGGAAAGAACUGCCUGCAGGAAUAAACUACUGUCAUGCGUUGAUAGAGCCAUAAACCCCGAGGCGUAUAUGAAUGAAGUAGUUUAUGAUUUAGAUGCAUUGAGUAGCUUGACAACAACCAACAACGAUUCUACCUCACAGAAAAGUUUCAGUUCGGAUUGUCUGUUUCUGACCAAUGCGGACGAACAAGAGAUAACUAAAGUAAAUAGUUUCUCAUCGCGUCUUAGUUUUGAAUCAAGAUUUGAAUCGGGAAAUCUGAGAAAGGUUCUGCAGACAGGUCCAAGAGAGUACGAGCUAAUCCUAAUGCCAGACGUAAACUCUACAAAGCGUCACCAAUGGUUUUACUUCGAAGUAAGGAACAUGCAACAAGGGCGGCCCUACAUAUUCAAUAUCGUCAACUGUGAGAAGUCGGAUAGCCAGUUCAAUUUCGGCAUGAAACCUGUCAUGUAUUCUGUCAAGGAGGCGGUACUCGGAAGACCAGGAUGGAUCCGGGCAGGUACUGACAUCUGCUACUACCGCAACAGCUACCAUUAUGCAAAUCAAAAGAGUCACAACAAAUGCUACUUAACAGUUACCUUCAACAUUGAGUUUCCCCACACAAAUGACGUGUGCUAUCUCGCAUAUCAUUUUCCGUUCACAUACUCUAUGAUGCUGACACGGAUUUGGCAUUGGAGCUCGCAAUUGCCCCUAAAUACAUAUCUUCGAGUGGAGCCUCUCUGCUACUCAAUCAACGGCAACGAAUUACCAGUCUUAACUGUAUCUGCUGAAGAUACGCCUUCUAACCCUGUUGUGGAUCGGGAGAUAAUAUUCCUAACCGCCCGAGUGCACCCGGGCGAGAGUAACGCGUCGUGGGUGAUGGACGGGACUUUGGGCUUUCUACUGGCGGACACAAGCCCCGCAGCCGCUCUUCGAGCCAAAUAUGUGUUUAAGGUCGUGCCAAUGCUGAAUGUUGAGGGAGUCAUCAAUGGCUGCCAUCGGUGCGGCCUAACUAAUGAAGAUUUAAAUCGACGCUGGUGCAAGCCAAAUCCUGUUUUGCAUCCUUCUAUCUACCAUACAAAGGGCUUAAUCGAAUAUUUAGUUCGGGUUUGGAAGAAGCCUCCACUUGUAUACUGUGAUUACCAUGGUCAUUCACGAAAAAAGAACGUAUUUUUUUAUGGAUGCGCCGGCGCAGAGAGCUGGUGCAGUAACGACAGACUCGUACAAGACGAACCUGUUAAAUACCUCAUGUUACCGGCGCUGAUGCACCGGAUAUCGCCAGCAUUUGCUUUGGGGUCAUGUUCUUUCCGAGUGGAGAGGGAAAGAGAGAGUACAGCACGAGUCACUGUGUGGCGCCAUCUUGGUGUCACCCGUUCCUACACUAUGGAAGCAUCUUUCUGCGGGUUUGACAGAGGCCCAUUUAAGGGAUUCCAUCUGAACACGCAGCACCUACAGAACGUGGGCAGCGACUUUUGUGAGGCGCUCAAUGGGCUCAACGAUAACGCGACUAAUGUCGACAUUCAGCUCACUAAGGAUAUCAAUGGAGAGAUAGCAAUAGAUAGCGAGCCAGGCUCCGGAUCAGACAGUGUACUGAAGACAGAUUCCGAUGAAGACUUUGACUAAAUAGACUAAGUAUUCCGAUUCAAUUCAUUUCUCAAUGUUCUCAACAAUGUUUUAAACAAUAAAUUAAAUUUAAAUCGUUGGAUAUAUCAUUAAAAAAAGGAAGAAAAACUCGAAAUACAUGUCAAAUCCAUUCGCAAACAUUGUCAUCAAAAAAUUAAGAGAAUGUUUUUAGUUUUGGUUGAGAAACAUUUUACCACCGCAAUGUGAAUCAAGGCUGUUAUAGAAAUUACGAAUGUGUGCUUAUUUUUCAGUGUGCUAGGGUAGAACUUUUAUUGUUAUAACAUAUUUUUUUAUAAAUAAUUUGUGAUAAAAGAUCAAUGUAUUUGCUGUUUUUAUUAAUUUUGUGAUAUGUUAAAUUAUUUUAUUCAGUCGCUUGUGAUCUCGAUAACUAAUAAAU
Messenger RNA from Pieris rapae (cabbage white), 3953 nucleotides. Its product is annotated as cytosolic carboxypeptidase 1. Gene Ontology annotation, biological process: C-terminal protein deglutamylation; protein side chain deglutamylation. Bases 116 to 3556 code for a protein of 1146 amino acids. Lineage: Eukaryota; Metazoa; Arthropoda; Insecta; Lepidoptera; Pieridae. The record is from RefSeq and is a predicted model, not a curated record. The transcript has 24 exons.